Molecule: messenger RNA, 1224 nt
Organism: Alnus glutinosa
Lineage: Eukaryota; Viridiplantae; Streptophyta; Magnoliopsida; Fagales; Betulaceae
Product: RNA-binding protein 2-like
Exons: 7
Coding region: 180-938 (252 amino acids)
Molecular function (GO): mRNA binding
Source: RefSeq, a predicted model, not a curated record
AACACACCGGGUGCGUUUUUGUAGAAUUUUUGUUUGAAUAGUAGUAAGAAGUGAUUGAGCUGAAACUCGCCCCCGAAGAGCGAAAAACAAGAGAGGAGAACAGAGCAGAGAGACUGUGCUUUUGCAUUUGCAGCUAGGGUUUCCGCCAAUCCCUGAGUUCCACGCCAAAGAAAUACGAUAUGGCGGAUGGGUACUGGAAUCGGCAACAACCACCUCUGCUCCCCUCAGCCGGGCUGGUUAAACGACCUCGUUCUGAUUAUGAUCUUGGGCCUUCUGGGAUGCCUUCAGGUUAUGAGGUACAUGCCUAUCUAGCACGAGAUGAUGAUCGAGGUGGACCUCGGGCAGUAAAGGAUACAAAAACAAUUGGGUCCGCUUAUGACCGCUAUCUCCAGAACGCGCAACUUUCUUCUUUUACUUCUGGAGAAGCCAGUACACUUCGUGGAGUUGGUUUGGGAAGGGCCUCUGCUAGUGGAAUGCCUGCUCUUCCAAUAGCUGAUCCUGCUGUAUUGGGUCGUCCUCGGGCUGUUGCUCCUGAUCUAGCUCCAAAUGGUAGAAAUGUUGGCCUUGGUGGUCAGCAUCCACUGGAUGCACCUAGGCCGGGACAUGAAACACAACCUCUACCUCCAGAUGCCUCCAACACUUUAUAUGUUGAAGGACUUCCUCCUGACAGCACGAAGAGGGAGGUAGCUCAUAUUUUCCGCCCUUUUGUGGGAUACAAAGAAGUGAGACUUGUGAGCAAAGAAUCCAAACACCGUGGUGGAGAUCCUCUUAUCCUUUGUUUUGUGGAUUUUGUAAACGCAGCCUGUGCAGCAACUGCUAUGAGUGCCUUACAAGGUUAUAAAAUGGAUGAAACAGACCCCGAUUCUAAUUACUUGCGGCUGCAGUUUUCACGAUUCCCAGGUCCAAGGGCUGGCCCUGGAUCUCGUGGUAAGAGGUGAACGGGCGUCAGUUAGGUAUACCUAGGUUAUGCAGAUGACAUUGCUAGUACAUCUCCUUUAGGAAGUGUGCUUGUCCAUGAUUAUAAUGUAACGAGCAAAUGGAAUUUAAAUUGCUCAAUCCUAACCACACUAAUUACAAGGACGUGAGGUGCUGAUAGUCUUGAGGUGAUGAGUUGAAGAGGAAAUCCGUAGUUUAUGCAAUUGAACAACAGAAUUUUGGAUGUUCACGUCCAUGGUUGUCUUCAGGAAAAAGUGCUAUAUGAUUGUUGUUGGCUUCUAAACUCAA